GCAGGAUGAGAGAGAACGGCAGGUUUCUUUUGAUUGUGGGAGAAGGAGUCGUCAGCUGUGAGGGUCUCCGGCUGUUUAAGAGGAUCUGUUUCGGCGUACAGACCCAAAAAAGAAGAACAGAUUCUCGUCUACAAACUGGAAAAUGGAUAACAGUAAACGGAAUGUGGUCGUGACAGGUUUUGGACCAUUUGGAGAGCACACCAUCAAUCCCAGCUGGGUAGCAGUUCAGGAACUGAAGAAACUGGGACUUGGCAGCAAUGUGGACUUGCAUGUAUAUGAGGUUCCUGUAGAAUACCAGACCGUCCAAAGUUUGGUUCCAUCGUUGUGGAAGCAGUAUCACCCACAGUUGGUAGUUCAUGUUGGAGUCUCGGGCAUGGCCACUACUGUCACGCUGGAGAAGUGUGGCAGAAAUCAUGGUUACAAGGGACUGGACAACAGCAGCUUCUGUCCGGAUUCACAAUGUUGCAUUGUGGGAGGCCCAGACUGUAUCAACUCAGUUAUUGACAUGGAGUCCGUCUGCAAGAGAGUGACUGCGUCAGGACUGGGAGUAGCCGUCUCUGUUUCCAAAGAUGCUGGAAGGUAUCUCUGUGACUAUACCUACUACACAUCCCUGUACCUGAGCCACGGCCGUUCUGCCUUCAUUCACGUGCCUCCUCUCGGAAAGCCUUACAGCGGGGAAGACCUGGGCCGGGCGCUGCAGGCCAUCAUCCGGGAGAUGCUGAAGCUUCUUGAGCAGGCGGAGGAAAAGAUCAAUUCCCAGCAGCACAUCCACUAAGUGCCCUUCAAAUUCUAACCAGCCUCUCCUGCCCUUGUCACACAAGAAAAAUUGCACUUGACCACAAGUAGCCAAACUUCUUUUAUACUUUGAUCCUUUUCUUGACUUGGAUAUGCUUCAACUUAUUAGGCUGUUGGAAGCAUGUGCCUCUUUGUUUUUGUGUUGUUUCUUUUCCUUUUUCUACACCUGAUUGAAUACGAUUUCAACGUAUCCCCACCACAGGAGGAGAACAUCCACACAACCGUUGGUUCCUUCGGUUUCUCUCAAUUCCGAAAGACACAAGCAACGUUUGCAAAGUGCUUCUUAAAUGUGUUCAUAUGCAGUCCACAGUUAGAGAUGGAGCGCUGUAACCCCAAAUAUGGCUUCUAUUGAUGCACCUUAUAGAGUUAGGGUUAUUGGAAUAGUUAUAGAAGGCACAUUUGGGUGUACUGCAUUAUCCAUCUCAGAAUUCUCCUCUUUUUAGUUUUUAUUUUCUCGUAUUUGUUUCAAUUACCAGGUGUUUACCCAAAUGAUACAAUUUCUCUGUGCCCGUAAUGCAUUAUGGAUUAUAUAGUAAGCAUUAAUUUUCUUUAACAUUCUCUUUGUCUGUUCCUUACAGUUGACUUGUUCACAUUUGUUUCUCUGGUAAUUUUUCUUUAUAAGAAGUUGUAAAUUUGCCUUCUCUAACAAAGGUUAUUUAAAUCAGGGAACGGGUUGGUUCCAGCUCAUACUUCCCCAGUUUCUUGGCUCAAUUUUGACACCAAUAAACCCAAAUCAACCCUUUUGAGACCUGUCCCUGGGCUGUGCAAUGUUAGUUCACAGGUCUCAUCUAAUGAAUCCACUCAAAAACAAAUAUUAAAGUUUUCUUUUAGCUGCACAACUGUUAAAAAAAAAUCAAACUUUUCAUUCUUCAGCGCUUCUGAACUAUUGAGGAUUUUUCAAGUAAACACCUUGUGUACAUUUAAACCUGCAUUAAAGUUGCAGAAAUAUGCAAAUAAGUACUUUUCACUUUUGUGCAGCCGUAAUUGCUACCCCUUGAUUAAAGCUUUUUGGUCUUUUUUUUUAUUUUUAUUUCAAUGAUUUGAAUCUUUCAGAUUUAAUAAAGAUGGACUUCAAGUUCAGUCAUAAUUGGGCCUUGAAUUAUUUCUGUUGCACUUUCUGUUUUUUAUGUCUGUUGUACCUAAUCUGGAAUCUGGACAGAAUAUCUCAAACAAUGUGAAAGACUAAGUUUUGUACAUAAAAGAUUUUUUUUCUGUCACUGUAAUCUAAAAAAAUGUAGCUUUUCAAACACAAGCAUCAUUUUCUUUUGUUUUUUUCUACAUUUAUUACAAUAAUGUGUGUAAAAUGUGCUUAAUUGGUGAGUGUGAAACAUGUUUUUUGUUGCCUAGUUCCCCUUUAAUCAGAUCCAAGACACAAUUAGCAGUAAUUUUCAUCUCAAAGUCUGAAUCUGCUGUUGAACGGAGUUUUGUUCAAUUAUUUCAGUUUGUUGUUCAGUCUACCUUAAUUUCUAGGCUAUUUUGCCACCUUCCAAAGAUUUACUUUGGUUGAAAAUGGUUUUAAAAUGCUCCAAAUUGAUCACUGCCCUUCGAGGGGACAUAAAUGUAGCCUAUCCUGUAACAUAUAGACCAAUAUAUUGCAUCAUUUGUAUGGUAUAUUUUCCCAUUAAUUUUGAGUACUGGUAAAUCCCUGUUCUUUUAAACUGAUCUUGUUUUUUUUUUUUUUUAUGUAUAAAGCAUUUUUUACUCCAAAGUAGGUUUCUGGAACUGUAAAUGUUUUAGUGUUACCAAAUGGUUUGUACCUUUUAGCAUGCGUCUUUGUUUUCUGGUUUCAAAACCUCUUACGGUCAGGGCAAGUGAGGCGGUAGGGGCAUGGUUAGUACUUAGAUGCAAUCUGCAGAAAUUCUGCCUCACGUUUACUCAUGAGGUGACCCCUUGACCCCCAACUCUCCUGUGCCUUGCUGUUAUUCAUGUGUGUCAUAAUACGGUCUCCAUAAUUCUCAGUAGUCAAGAGAUGUGUUGCAGAUGCUGUUCGGCCAGAUGUGUGGCUACCUCAACAGAAACAAAAUGUUUUGUUUUGUGUGUGCUUUGUUGUACACUAACAGUUUGGCUAUGUGAUGUAUUCCAGGUUCCAGAAGGUUUCUUCUUUGUCCAAAACGUAGCACUGUUGGUAAUAUCACUUUGAAAAAAGAAAGACUUUGAAAUAAAGAUAAUUAAGAAAUUGUA
Oryzias latipes (Japanese medaka) is the source of this 2976-nucleotide messenger RNA. It is a transcript of the gene pgpep1, whose product is annotated as pyroglutamyl-peptidase I. Gene Ontology annotation, biological process: proteolysis. The record is from RefSeq and is a predicted model, not a curated record. Gene Ontology annotation, molecular function: pyroglutamyl-peptidase activity. Gene Ontology annotation, cellular component: cytosol. Lineage: Eukaryota; Metazoa; Chordata; Actinopteri; Beloniformes; Adrianichthyidae.